Messenger RNA from Helianthus annuus (common sunflower), 642 nucleotides. RefSeq names its product RNA-directed DNA methylation 4-like. The transcript has 4 exons. The record is from RefSeq and is a predicted model, not a curated record. Bases 1 to 642 code for a protein of 213 amino acids. NCBI's taxonomy places the organism in Eukaryota, Viridiplantae, Streptophyta, Magnoliopsida, Asterales, Asteraceae.
AUGAAUGCACGCAAUGAAUUCGACAACUGUGAUAGCUUAUUAAAAGUUCCUCAGGCUCACGACAACCGCACUGGUAACAAACUGCCACCUCACGAAACGAGGUUUCAUUAUCAUGGGAAGCGAAGAAAUUUGAUCUUGGAAGAUAUCGAAGAUUUGGAUACAACUUCAAGUCAUGAAUGUCACUCUGCAGUAGUUGAUCAUAAUGAAAGGGAUUUCGAGCAGUUGGUCGAUGACAAAAUGAUAUUGAAAUUUGUGAGCCUUCAAAUUAAUGACGAAGUUUUCUCCGUCGCUAAUUUCUCUAUUCACCAUGACAUCGAACAGUUUCUUCAUAGAUUCCGUCCGGUUUCAAAGCCGGUUGAGGAUUACGAGUGUUCUAAACUCGUUCAAGGCAUACUUGUUUAUGCGAUUUAUAGAAAUAAGGAUGAAGCGCUGACGGGUGACCUUGGUUAUGAGGAUGAUGAUCAAUACUCAAAAGAAUACUAUGGGUAUCCCGAUACUCCCCCGUCGCAAAGGGAGGAAGAGAAGGAGGAGGAGGAAGAGAAGGAGGAGGAGGAAGAGAAGGAGAAGGAGGAAGAUGACUACCAUGAUGACUUCGAAGACGAGGACGACCAUGAAGAAGAAAGAUUGUGUGUUUUUCAUUGA